AUGGCUUUCUCCGGCUUUUCGAAGCGAACCAGUCAACCUAACUGGCGCACCAGAGGACGUGCCAAUGGCCCCUCCCUGAAGGGACGUGUUCCUCCCCCAGCCCUCAGCCCUGUGUCCGACAAUCCCGAGGGCGGCGCGCCUCUCUACAGUCCCGUCAGCAAGAACGUUGACGCUCCUGCCUUAAGUGAUACCAAGGCCGCUGGUCGCAAUGACGACAAGCUGCCUGAUCCUGGCACUGCCCAAAGUGCCGGCGAUGUGCUACUCACCGCUAACACUGUCGCUGAGGACGCUGGCCAUAAGGCUCGCAUUCGCGGCGAUGCUUACGACGGGCUUGAGCAAAAGCAGAACACCACAGCUAGCAUUACUGGUGAUUUCAAGACAAUUGCUGCUGCUCAGCACAGAGCUGCGCUUCCGCGCGCAAGCACAACCGGCCAGCUCGAUCCCAGCACCACGCCUUUUAGCCCUCAGUCCGUCGAGCAGAGUACACCCAAGCAUUUCACUGCUUCCAACAUGAUGCCCAAGCCCGACAAUGACAUUGCGUCUGGCCAGGUGAACAUCAUGGACCUUGUCAACGCGCGCUACCCCAAGACAACCCCAACUCCAACACAGAAUGAAGUCAGCAGCAGCAUGAAGGGUGUCGGAAUUCCUCGCAGCCAGACUAUGUAUAGCGCUCUUGGUGCUUCUGGCGUCAAUGGCAGCAACCAGACGGGGAACGUCUCGCGACAGGCCAGGACGGCUUCGACUGUGGCUCCCGGCAGCCGCAGUACAGACGACGUCGAGGAGGCUCAUCACAAAGCCAAAAUUGCCCUUGAACAGACCCAAAUCAAUUCUCGCGCGGCCCAGCAUGCCAACGAGCAGAAUAGUGCUGGCAACCGUUACACAGUCACGGGCGUAUUGAAUCAUCAUCGAAAUGAUGUCGCUACUCAGGAGAUCACCCCAGACAUGAGUCCCGAGGAGGUGCUCAAAGCAUACUACGCCAUGAUCUCAUCGCUCGACAGUACUGGAGCUGGCCGUCAGGUUGGCCAAAUGGACUAUGCGACUGGCCCCACCAACCACAAGGUUGGCCCCGGAAACUACGCAGCCCAGCCCACCAAUUACAUGACGGGCAGCGCUGCCUAUACCACUACCACAGGUGCUCCAACCCCGAACCCUGGUCGUCCUGUUUAUAGCAAGAGCCGCACCGCCUACAGCACUUCGCACUGCACUGGCGUCAACCCUUCACAGCUCCAAGGUCAGACUCCCAUCGUCUUCCCGACACCCCACAAUGUUCCAAUGCAGACUGGUCUGGCCUACGGCAACCCUGGCCACCACCAGGGCACUGCCCAAGGCCGCAACUCCAAUGCCAGCGGCCCGGGUGGGAAUGCGGUCGUCCGGUUGAACCCUGAGUAUCUGCGUACCGAGGAAGCACCGGCACUCAGUCUCACGAGCAUCGCUCAGCCGCCUGCAAUGUUCCAGCCUCCGACUGGUUUGAUCCGCGCCCGCCGAUCUGAUGCAUUGAACCAGCUUGUAGGCGAUGGCCUCCCUGAUGCCUCUCAUAUGAUGCAUCCUAACGUCUUCCCUUUCGUUGAGAUGGCGACCUCCGACGGCCCGUUGCCGCAGAACGGUGUUCUUCACAUCAAGAACAUCCCGUUCAGUGUCCCGCGAGCUCACAUCUUCGCCCUGUUCGGUAGCAACGCCAAGCUCAUUAGGGACGUCGAGGAGCCUGUGCACAUCAUCAUGUGUAAGGUCACGUCCAAGACGCAUGAUGCAUUUGUCGAGUUCCGCAGCUACGACGACGCCGCCAACGCUUACGAGCGGUUCAAGCGCCACUCUGAUGCGGGUCGUGUGACCCGCCUUGGCGAUCGGCCCGUCGAGGUCGAGGUUUCCAGCCAGACGGAGCUGAUGAAACAACUGUUCCCAAUUGCCACUGGGGUCGUCUGGCAUGGCACACACCCUAUGAUCCAGUCGGACAGCCCUUACAGUUUUGAGAACUUUAAGGCUUUCGUCACUGAGGAGGAAAUGGCCAUGCUGGUCAAGCAUGUUGAGUUCCCCAUGCGCUCUCCUUUCUCCCGCGACUGCCCCGAGCGAGCGUUCGAGAGCAUGAUCUCCACUCUCAAGAAGCUGCCGUGGUACAUGACCCAGUACAUCACCAUCAAGCAGCGCCACUACAUCUAUGAAGCCUGCGUUAAGUUGAUCAACCUUCUUCUCGAGGCGCUUGCUCUUGGUGACAAGAGUAGCCGGGCUGGCAGGGAGCGACUGACGGUGCAGCUCCUCCGCCGAUUCACCAACGCUGUGAUGCUCUGCCCCGGUUUCACUGUGUGCCAGAAAGACGGCAUUGCUGACCUUGUGGGAAUGCUCCCAGACGACAUGAACAAGUUCAACAUGCCUCGCUUUAGCCAGUCGUGGGUUCAUCAGCUCACACUAGGUCCCAAGCCAGGCGUGCGAAUUGAUUUCCUUGAGUACUACAUUGCCAUCAUUCGUGAAGAGACCAACCGCACCGUGGCCGAGCUCCCGAUCCACCAGAAGGCUCGACUCGCAGCCCUCGCCGGUGAGACUGAUGGCUACUGGGGCUACUUCUGGUACGAGCUGAACUACCCUGAGGGACACGACUUCGACGACCUCACUCUUGCGCAAGCUGCUGAGAUCGAGUGGACUACCAUGGAUCGAAUUCUCCGCCGUGCCCUUCGCAAGGGCGCGAACGACAGCUCUGACGACGGUACCGACGAGGAUGGCUAUGAGGACCAGCCUCGCCAGCUCGCUGGCUGCAUACCCGCCGGUUUGCUCGCUAACUGA
Neoarthrinium moseri is the source of this 2772-nucleotide messenger RNA. RefSeq lists its product as uncharacterized. The record is from RefSeq and is a predicted model, not a curated record. NCBI's taxonomy places the organism in Eukaryota, Fungi, Ascomycota, Sordariomycetes, Amphisphaeriales, Apiosporaceae. The coding region runs from base 1 to 2772 and encodes 923 amino acids. Gene Ontology annotation, molecular function: RNA binding. The transcript is spliced from 5 exons.